Tigriopus californicus is the source of this 1244-nucleotide messenger RNA. RefSeq names its product tRNA-specific adenosine deaminase 1-like (gene Adat1). Bases 1 to 1164 code for a protein of 387 amino acids. Gene Ontology annotation, biological process: RNA processing. NCBI's taxonomy places the organism in Eukaryota, Metazoa, Arthropoda, Copepoda, Harpacticoida, Harpacticidae. The transcript has a single exon. Gene Ontology annotation, molecular function: RNA binding; adenosine deaminase activity. The record is from RefSeq and is a predicted model, not a curated record.
AUGGGAGAAAUGGCCGAAGUGAAAAAUGAUGCAGUGGAGUUCUUCGAAAAGAAACUCGGUAAAAAUGGGAAACCUCGCAAAGGUCAAGAAUGGACAGUAUUUUGCGCAAUUAUCUUGGAGGCUGUGAAUGGUUCCAAGAGAGUGGUGGCUGCCGGAACAGGCUCCAAAUGUCUCGGCAGUACUGAAAUCAGCAUGAAUGGAGAGCUCCUUCAUGAUAGCCACGCCGAGGUCACUUGUAAGCGAGCCUUCCACAGAUUUAUUUUGGAUCAAGUCAGGAAUAUCACUGAAGGCUCAAUCUUGGAAGAGCACAGAGAUCUAUUAGCUGUGAAACCCGGGUUCAAGUUCCAUUUCUUCUCCAGUCAUCCUCCAUGUGGAGAUGGAUCCAUCGCCGUGAAGGAUCAGGCUAACUCUGAACCAGAUUCCAAGCGUCUCAAAUUAGAUGUUCACAGAACUGGAGCCAAGUGUCUCAAGGGAGAUGCCGAAGAUGGAUUGGGUCUCGGAUUGAACUAUCACACCGCCUUGGGCGCUAUUCGAACCAAACCAGGACGAGGCGAUCCCACCUCAUCCCUCUCAUGUAGUGAUAAGCUAGUCAAGUGGAACUUUCUCGGCUGGCAGGGAUCUCUCUUAGCAGCAAUCCUAAGUGGUCCCAUUCGCAUGACUUCACUCACUUUUUGUGCGGAUCCCUGCUUUGAACCCUCCAUUAGACGUGCUUUACAAACCAGAUUUGGUGCCGAACUUCCUCAACCUGAUUUGUGCAUACAAAUUGUCCCGUCAGAGUUCCCCUGUCAAAAGGAAGAUGGUUUGGUGCCAAGUCCUUGCAGCAUCAUAGCUUGCGUGAUAAAGCGGGAAGUUCAAAUAGAAAUCUCCGUGGAUGGCCGGAAGCAAGGGUGUAUUAAGAAGUAUCUGCACACGUCAAGAGCGAGAAACAAAAUAUGUCGGCUUUCGUAUUCCCAGGAGUUCGUAGAAGUGAUAAGAGGCCUUCGGAAGCCACCCCAGGACAUUCAGGAAGUGUUGCACAACAAGGAGAUCACAUACCAAGAAUUGAAAGCCAUUUCCAAAUGGCACACGCGUCUUAAAGGCGAGUUCAUGAAUAACCUCCUUAAUUGGCCUCGUGGAAGUUGUGUCAAGAAUGAAUUCAAGAUCCUGUCCGAAAGCAGCCUUUAAUCUUGUGAUACUGUACAAUAAAGAAAUGUUCGCUCAUCGCACAUCAAAUGCGUGUUUAAAUAUACAUAUAACUUUUUAGA